Eurytemora carolleeae is the source of this 2539-nucleotide messenger RNA. Its product is annotated as histone-lysine N-methyltransferase SETD1B. Lineage: Eukaryota; Metazoa; Arthropoda; Copepoda; Calanoida; Temoridae. The record is from RefSeq and is a predicted model, not a curated record. The transcript has 6 exons. Bases 1 to 1482 code for a protein of 493 amino acids.
AUGUCUUGUCUCGAGUGCAAACAGAAAGUGAAAAGAAUACCAAGCAGUUUGAGCGCACACAUGAAGAAACAUGGUUUGACGAUUCGUCAAUACUGGAUUAAACACAUUGCACCUAAGGGCUCAGCUCUAGCAUCCUACACAGGUCCCUUAAGGACUGCACCACCUUUGAGGGGCGCCAUGGCAGGGCGUGGCUGGGUCCGAGGGGGUAUGCCUCCAAGAGGACGUGGAGGAUUCCAACCACAGUUCAGGGGAGGAGUCAGGCCAAUUUUAAGGCAACCAGGAACUCAGACAAAUAAACCUGUUAAUGGAAACUUUAACCCUAAAGUUAUGCUAAACAGGGUGGAUGAUGAUACAAUAGCUCGAGAAGAAGCUGGACUAGGUGGGGAUGAUGCAAUGGAGGUAGAACUAGACCCUCUCACACUUCUAGAGAUGGGGAUGGGGGAGGACUUUAUUCAGCUGGAGGGUGUGGCAGUUAAGGAGGAGGUAGAUAGUGCUGGUGAGGGUGAUGGGGAUGGAGAUGGAGAGGGAGAGGACAUGGAGUCUGUACAGAUAACUCCUGAUGAAGAUGAUCAAGGUCGAGACCUGAGUACACCUGAUGUCAAGGAAGAUGAUGAGGCUGAAGUAACAGCAGAGGGAGAUGGAGGAGAGGAGAAUCAGGAGGAAAAACCUGAGAAUGAAGAUAUCGAGGUACUCAGUGACGUCAUCGCCCUCAAGGCAGAUCCUAAAACUGCAAUUCCGCUUCCAGAUCUCUCCUCCCCUACCAAGGAGGCUGAGAACAGAUCUGAACCUGAACCUACCAAUCCUGAGGAUAAAACCAGUUCAGAGGACGGAGGAUCAGAGAGAAAUGAUAAGCCUGCUGUAAACAAGCACAGCAUAGGAAAUAUACUAAGUGAUCCCCCAAGCCAGGUGGAGGCGACAAAACCUCCGGUCCCGGAGGAACUAGUUAAUCAGUAUUCUCAGGAACACAGUUCUCCUGUUAAACAACCCACUCCUCCUCCUCAAUCCUUUCCAACCCCACCAGCCAGCACGCCUUCAUAUCCUGAUCCUAACCAGGGAUUCCAACAACCUCCAUUCCAAUCAUAUCCUAACCAACCUCCAUCCUUUCCAUCCAAUCCAUACUCGCCCUAUGCUCCAUACCAAGCCGGUCCGUUUGAUAACAACUAUCCUCCGACAACCAACCAGAACUAUGCCCCACCUCCUAAUGGUUCUGCCUACCAUCCACCUGCUGGGAACCAAUCCAGCUCCUACCCUCCUGUAACUCUAGGAGCCUAUCCCCCUUCAUUUGUGCCAAACCCCUUUUCAGCGCCUAAAACCCGUUGGGACACCCUCUCCUGUCCCUAUUCCAUAGUGCAGUGCCCCUUGUACUGCUGCCAUGUGAGAGGGAUGCAGGAGAUAGAGGAAGGAUCAACGGAUUGGUCUAGACCCUACGGUCCGCCGGCUAGUGGGUUCGGAGAACGUUGUACGUGCUGCAUAAAUACCUGAAAACAUUUAACCUGUCGCAACCAGGAAAUCAUAUUUUCUUCAAAGCUUUGAAACCAAUAAGUAAUCUCCAUUUAAUUGUAUACAUUUAACAUUGAUAUGCAAGUGCUCCGAUUGCGAGCAAAACUGUAAAAAUGACGGGGGGAGGGUGGGGGGGGGGGGUUGACUAAUCCAUGUUCAAUCGCGGGAUCAACGUACGCGUUGUUACGAUACAUUUCCAUGAUCUGAGAUCCUAAGUAACAUUAUACUCACUAUAUGUAAUUGUUUUUGUGAACAUAUGGAAAAAUAGCAUCGUUAACUCUUUUAAUUGAAAUCUGAAUUCUUGUACAUAAAGGAUAUCGUUUCUUAUCCAGCUUUAAUUAAAGAGUUUCUAUAGUCAGUAGCGAGGUGGUAAUAACCUAGAUGAAUGAAAAGAUAAAAGAUGCAAGUUCAGAAUUGGAAACUUCAAUUUUUUAUCUUAAUUUUUCUAUCCAGAUACAAAUGUAGUAAUAUUCUUAAAUUUUGGUGGAUACAUAAAGAUAUCAACUGUACAUGAGUAAUUUUAGUUGGUUGUACUGAAUGUGAUUUACUGUUAUGUACAUAUGAUUUUUAACAUGUGACUUUGUCUCCCAAGGAAAGAGGAGUAGAGAAGUGAAUUAAAGGAUAACUUUGUAAAAAGAUAAUUUCAAAGUCGGAUUUUCUUACCUUUCUAAUACAAGCCGUAAGGUCGUCAAUCUUAGUUAAGAUUUAGUAAAGUCACAUAGAUUGUGCUGUUGAGGUAGGUCCACCUUUUUAGUCUUAGUUUAAUGCAUUAGUUGGUUGGUGUUAACAGUUUAGAAACUAUAAGUACAGGGCUCAACAUCAUCAAAAGAUCAUAUUUCCCUUUUUAGUAUCCUGUAUAAUUUUACUGAAAAUAACUUAGUUCUAAAGAAUCUAUCCAUUCACUAAAACUGAGGUGUGAACAGGGUAAGAUCCCUUCGUUGUAAAUAGGGUUAAUAAAUAAUAUCUUAAUUGUUGUUUCGCCAAAAUUUAACCUAAUCUGUCACAUUUUUAAAUUAUAAAUACAUUUUAUAGAAGUGCA